AGACGGACGAGGGGUUGGUUUAUUCGUCGCUGACCAGCGCGCGCCCAACCGUUCACGUCUCUCUCUGCGCAUUGCCACAUUCGGCGGCAGGCGAUGAUGGACAGCAAGGAGCAGAUUGCGGAGAGGAGCAGUGGCGAGGAUGCUAUCGUAGAGGGCGAGAGGGUCCUGCGAAUCGUCGCGUCGGAUUUGAUACGGUACAAGGUCGAAGUCGGCGAUGCAGACGAGCCCGCGAAGGUGAAACGAAAGGUGUACCUGCGAAAGGCCGACGUUGACCCCAUGCUCAUUAACGAUUGGCGUGCCAAAAGGGAAGAGAGGGCGGCAAGGAAGGAAGCGAAGCGCUUGCAGAAGCUGAACGAGACCGAAGCGCCUGCUCCAGAUUACGCCUCUCAGUCACCCCUCCCCCCUCCAACACUCAAACGCCCGACCCCGCCGUUGGAGCCGUCUACCUCGGACAGCGCUCCUUCCUCGAGGAAGCGUUCCAAGGUAUCAGCUCCCCCGAUUCGAAAUGACGGUCCGUCACAGGAUGACAAUGGAGCACCAGCUCCGUCUUCGCAAGCGGGCGAGGAUGGCGAAGGCAAUGAAGAAGACGCAGCCAUGAGCAGAGACAUUGGUCCCCCUGGAUGGAAUCUGACUCAGGAGGUGGAGACGCCGCCCAACUCGAUUGAACAGCAUUCAGUGCAGGCACCCCGUAGACGAGGAAAAGCCAAAGCUCGUCUCGAGCUGGAACGGAGGUCAUCUCCGCCACGAUCGGUUCCACCUUUGUCCGCACCACCGCGUCCAGAAGCACGAGCAGCAACUGAGGAGUCGGGCCACCGUUACGUCCCAGGAUCACCGGCAGUGGUGCUGGAACAUGUCGACUCCCCUGGAGCAUCGGCGACGCAUACAGCCGUGGUCAACCACAUGCUUGGCGUGCCAACGUCUUCAGAAGACUUGGACAAUGCGGUCAGGAUAGCAGAGCGGAGCAUGGACAAGGAGCAGGGGUUGGUAGACGCAGAAGAUGAAGUAGUGCUGCAGACGCAAAUGCCGAUAGGAGAGGGAGCAGGCAACGAAAACGAGGCGAGAACAGCAUUACAGACACAUCUACCGGGGCAAGAAGUCGAGGAAAACCUCGGAACGGAGCAGGCCGAAGAUAAAGAGCUCGGACCAAGGCAAGCACAGGAUCAAGCGGCGGUCCAGAGCGGUCUUUCUGAGCGCGUGGAGAAGCCGGGCACUCAGACGGCAGGCAUGAAUGAGCAAUCAAAGGGACAAGAACCUGCGCCAAUGCAAGCCUCGAUGGGAGGAGAGCCCUCGUUCGAACCUUCCGUCAGGGUCGCCACUUGGAUUCUCCCAUCGCAAACCGAAAGAGAAUCUGCGCCACUGGUCGACCUAGACCCCAAUGCAGAUGAUGCCGAGCUCAUUGGUCCGGUGCGAGAGCUGCUGGCUGCCCCUUCGGCAUCGGCGCCCGCUGUAGCCCCUCCAGUCGAGCUCAGCAGCAGCCAAGCCCCCCGGGAGUCGACCCCACCUGCUCGCAUCAGCAGUCGUCGAAGGAGGGAUGCAUCACAAAGGCAGUCCUCUCUCGAAUUGGGCGCGGCGGCCUCGUCGCCUCUCGCGCAUUCUGCCAGCCUUGCCCUUCGAGACGUCCUCCAGACGCAGAUGUCGCCCGCAAAGAGCAAUGGAACAGAUGAGCAUGGCGACAGGGGCCGAGAUGAAAGCGGACAAAGUGAAGGGGAUGGAAACAAAUGGGACGAUGACGAAACGUCGGCGGUAGCGUUGGCCGACUUGGUCGAGAGCCCGUUCGAAAUGCUGCACCGCAAGGCCAUCUGUCGCCUGGUGCGGAGCUCGGCCUUGAUCCCUGGCUUUCUCAAACCCGAGGUGGAGCGCUUCGUGCUGCGACACAAGGACCCUGAGAGCCAACAGUCGGAUAGCCUCAAUCAGUCCGAGUCGGAAACUCAGGACGAUGGCUACCUGCGCACGAAGGACCUCUGGAUCUUUGAGCUGACCCGAGUCGAUGGCGAGGGUGAUAGUGGUGAUGUUCGAUCUGCGCUUGCAAGGAGCGACGAGGCAAUUGAUGUGUCGUCUGGUGGUCAAGACGAGACCGACACCAUCAUCCUUUACCUUUCCAGUGGCGAGAAUAUCUUUGACGUGCAGCGACACGAUGCGACCAAUGUGCGCAAGCUUCGAGCGAACCCACAGUGGAGCCCCUGGUUCGACUCUUCUGGACAGCCCUUUGUCCUCGUCUAUACCUGGCCUAAUUCCGGCUCGAAUGGGGGGGUGGGCUCGAGGAGCUUAUCAUCGUUGGCAUCUUCGAGCCAGGAAGACGUACGAAAGGCUCGAGAAGACGUCGCCAAGCUCCAGGCGGCAAACAAUGCUACGCAGGCCGAGCUGGAGCAAACGCAGGCGCGAAUAGAGGGGCUGGAAAAGGACAAUGACUUCUUCAAGGAGCUGUACAAUGAGGCGUCACAACGAGCCGUUGCGGCCAGCAGUGAGGCGGAAGAGCUGCGGAGUGAGGUGGAGAAGCUCAAGAGGCAGCUGACGACGGGCUUCGAGGCGAUUACGAGGACGGCAAAGGCGCAACGCGAGCAACUACAGGAGCAGCUCAGACUAGCCACAGGCGAGGUGAGAUUGCUACGGGCGCAAAAUGAGCGGACCAACGACGAGGUGCGGAGGAAGGCGGCCGAGUGGGACGCUCAUCAGGCUGUCAAGGCGGCCAGAAAGCGGGAGACUAUCCUGUUUGAGAAGCGUCGGUCGGAGAGAUUUACCAACAUGGGCAACCAAGGUCCCUCGCCUUCAGUUGCUGCUGCGGCAGCAGCAGCAACCGCUGCUGGUGCGAGCGCUGCCGAUUCUGGGUCCAAUACGGACAGGACAGGCGAGGAUACGCCGACAGCAAACAGCGAUGCAGAGGUGCAUCAAUCCAACGAGUUGGCCGACGAAUUGGCGUUUUUGAAGGCGGACGGCGCUGACUUGCUGCUGGAAGGGGUUGCCACGGGACGAAGGUCGAGGAACAAGAGGGCGCCACAGCCUCGCCAGGAGACGCCGACGGCCAUGACGCAGGCCCCACAGCAGCGGCAAGAUGCUCCUUCGCCAGCAAGAGCACCGCCCUCAGCCAUGGCACAGCAGACAGCCAAUAGAGCAUCAGUGAGCGAGGCGACGCCACAAGCGCUACAGCAAGGGGAGGCGCCACGACGAACACCCCAGGCGACGUUUCCCUACCAGCAACAGCAGCAGCAGCAGCAGCCAGUGUCCUACCAAGCUUCACCAGUCUCGAUACCGUCAGCCUCGACAGUGGGCGCACCCCACCUCGUUCCUCAAAUGCCGCCUAGUCAGCCUCAACGCUUCCAGCAUCUGCCAAGCGCUUAUCAAUACCCAAUUUCACAGCAGCAGCAACAACUACAACAGAUGCCGCAGAUGAAUCCUUACCAAUACUAUCAAACGCAUCGACCUCAGGCUCCCUCAAUCCCUGGCAACUCUCCUUGGCUCCCUGUUCUGCCAUCAUAUUACACUCCUGCCGCCACAGCCUCUCCUCAACAGGCACAUUCUAGUCCUUCACUGGCAACGGCGAAUCGCGCGAUGCCGCAUCCGUUCCAGCAGCAGCCGCAGCAGCAGCAGCAGCAACAGCAGCAGCCCUUUCACCAGCACCAGCGACCACACUAAUUAUAUCUUGAGAGAGACUUCACACUCCCCCUUCUGCUUGCUAGAGUUAGCUUGUACGAUAAUUGUACAGUACGGUACAGUACCAACAAACCAUACACCCCCUGUACGCGAAAC
This is a messenger RNA of Acaromyces ingoldii, 3744 nucleotides long. RefSeq lists its product as hypothetical. Lineage: Eukaryota; Fungi; Basidiomycota; Exobasidiomycetes; Exobasidiales; Cryptobasidiaceae. The transcript has 2 exons. Bases 94 to 3630 code for a protein of 1178 amino acids. The record is from RefSeq and is a predicted model, not a curated record.